Setaria italica (foxtail millet) is the source of this 1001-nucleotide messenger RNA. Its product is annotated as monothiol glutaredoxin-S4, mitochondrial. The record is from RefSeq and is a predicted model, not a curated record. Bases 1 to 696 code for a protein of 231 amino acids. Lineage: Eukaryota; Viridiplantae; Streptophyta; Magnoliopsida; Poales; Poaceae. The transcript has 7 exons.
AUGAGGUUCGAUUGGGCCUGCUCCGCUGCUCGUUCUUCUCAUCGACUUCCCUUCCCUUCUCCUUCGCCGCCGUCUCCCGACCCCGGCGGCGCCGCCCCCAUCCGGCUCCUCCUCGCCGUCGAUUUCGUCUCGGAUACCAUGGCGAGAUUAGUAUCCACCGCCCUCGUAAGGGGACUCAUGAGAUCGUCCCGCGCAUCGAGCGCAGCUGCUGUUUCACGACCAGCUAUCCAGCAGUUUAUGAACUACUCAUCAGGUCUUGGCGGUGCUCCUAGUGCAAAUGGGGACUCAAUGACAACACGAGUAGCUGCUGAUCCCGAUACGCAUCAAGAUUUUCAGCCAACAAGCAAAAGUUCAGAGAUGUCUUUUGAUGACAUUGUUGCUCAGGAUAUCAAGGAGCACCCUGUCUUGAUCUAUAUGAAGGGUUAUCCUGAUGCUCCUAGGUGCGGAUUCAGUGCAUUGGCAGUGAAGGUCCUCCAGCAAUAUGGUGUCCCCAUCAGUGCUAGAGAUAUUUUGUCAGACCUUAAGCUCAAAGAGAGUGUUAAAGCAUACAGUAACUGGCCCACAUUUCCACAAGUAUUUAUCAAAGGAGAGUUUGUUGGGGGAUCCGAUAUCAUACUCACAAUGCACCAGAAGGGUGAACUGAAGGAUCUGCUUGGCGAUAUUGCACCAAAAGGCGAACAAAAUGGUUCGUCUUGAAACAAGCCAUAGUAUUCCAACGCAGAUUUCUUAGACUGGAUGUUCUUUCUCAGACAACGUUGAUUUUCCUCGCACUGUCAGUGGCUUCGGAUACGAAUUUGUGUUCGCUGUUUUGUUUGGAUCGUGCCGAAACCGCCGAAACCCUAAGCAUGUGUUUGGUUUUGGGAUAAGUGGAAUGGGUUGGAUUCAUCCCACUUUUGUGGGUUGGCAUCUCGUGUUUGGAUGAGAGGGAUGAGUUCGUUUCAAUCUUUUGUUUGGUUGAAAGGGUUGAGAAGGAUAAGAUGGAUGCUAUUUUAACACUGUUA